Molecule: messenger RNA, 4216 nt
Organism: Chironomus riparius
Lineage: Eukaryota; Metazoa; Arthropoda; Insecta; Diptera; Chironomidae
Source: the annotation of a GenBank genome assembly
AAAAUUUAAUCGCUAAGGAUUUAUUUUAAAAUAAUUGUUUUCGCGAUAUUUUCCGUUUCUUAUCAAUUUUGUUAACCCGAAUGUAUUUUAAACUGUUAAUAAAAUAAAAUUUUAUCAUUAUAUGUUGGAGUGCUGGUCAAAAAGUGCCUUAAACGACUGAAAAAGUAGAGAAAAUUUUUAUGCGUCCAUUACAAAAACAACGACAGGUGUAAAAAUAUUUCCUCAAUGAAUCAAACAACAAAAGAUAUGUACAGGAAAUAUUCAGUUGAUAAAUGAAAACUUUUGCUCAAAUUACCAUAAAUUGGUGUAAAGUGAUUGUGAAGUGUUAAGGAUCAAGUCUCGAGUCAUUCGAGGGCGAAAUUUGCCCCGUAGACUACAGAAACAGAAUCGAGAGAAGAAAAGUUGUUAACGAGACAGCAUUUUUUUGUAGAAAAAAAAAAAUAUUAUUUGAUGGGAAAAUAUACAUAACGAAGAAUGGAAGAAGAAAUUAAAAGUUAUGCUAGCAACGAAAUUGGUGAAUCAUCGAGAAACUACCAUAAUCCACCAUCGAUGCCGAAAAUUAAUGGAAAUAAUCCACAUGUUGAGUAUCAAGACGAUGAUGAUUUAGGGCCACUUCCAAUGAAUUGGGAGAAAGCUUAUACAGAAAACGGUGAGGUUUACUUUAUUGACCAUACAACGGGACAGUCACAUUGGCUCGACCCGAGACUAAGAAAGUUCCAAAAGAAAUCACUUGAGGACUGUGAAGAUGACGAGCUACCUUACGGAUGGGAGAAAAUUGUUGAUCCAGAGUAUGGUAUUUACUAUAUUGAUCAUGUGAAUAGAAGAACACAAUAUGAGAAUCCUGUGAUACAAGCAAAACGUGCACUUGACAUUAGACAUCGAUUAGAGUCUGCAACAUCAUCGAAUUUCAUGCCAGAAAAUGAUUUGCCUAUCGAGCCUAUGGAGCCUAAGAAUUUCUUUACAAAAAAUCCAGCAGAAUUGCUGGGCGAGAGAAUACAAACAACAUUAGUUAAAUCACAACGUGGUCUAGGAUUUACUGUUAUUGGUGGUGAUUGUAACGAUGAGAAUAUUGAUGAAUUUUUGCAAAUUAAAUCAAUCGUAGCCAAUUCACCAGCCGCCUUAGAUGGAAAGCUCAAAACUGGUGAUAUUUUGGUAUUUGUUAAUCACAUUUGCGUUCUCGGAUUUACACAUCACGAAAUGGUCAAUAUAUUUCAAUCAAUAAUGCCUGGUGAGGAAGUACAUUUAGAUGUUUGUCGCGGAUAUAAAUUGCCAUUUGAUCCAAGUGAUCCAAAUACAGAAAUCGUCACAACUAUUGCUGUAAAUGGACUGAAUGAUGAAGUAGAAAAGAAUCGACUUUUUCUUGACAUCUUAAAUGACAAUUAUAACUUCCUAGAGAUGUCAAAUGAACCUGAUAAUUUAAGUUAUGGAAAGAAUCAAUCGAUGGCAUCAGUCAAGAGUUCGUUUGAGGUUCCAGAGAUUCAUGAUAUUAUUAUAGUAAAAGGUGAUCAAGGCUUUGGUUUUACAAUAGCUGAGAGUAAUCUUUGGGGACAAAAAGUUAAGAAAAUCUUAGACAGACAAUGUUGUAAAGAUCUUAUGGAAGGUGAUAUUCUCCUGAGCAUAAAUAACAUUAAUAUUAAAAACCUCACACAUACUGAAGUCGUUCAAGUUCUCAAAGACUGUCCAAAGAAUCAAGAGACAGUUCUGCGAGUUCAACGGGGAUUAAUAAGAAGCAGUUUAAAUAAAUUUAAUGGUAAAGCUAGAGGAAAAAUUGAUGGUGCCAAUAAAAUAUCACCAGGAACAGCGGGUGAUAAACUCUCUAUGACAAAUGGAUUAUAUCGUAGUAAAACGCCAACAGCUGAUAUUUAUAGUACGCAACAAAAAGAGACAUUACCAAUACGUCCAAAAACUCCACUUGUUGAUACGCGAACAAGAGUUCAAAUGAAGACGCCGAUACAGCUAAAUGAUUUGAAUACAGACGAUAUUGAGCUUGAUAGUAAAUUAACAGAUCAUGAUGAUAAUAAAUCGACAAUAUCGACAGCAACAACCGCCUACGAUACAACAAAAUUACUCACCGAACAAUUUGAUAAUUUUGCAAUAAACGAUCAGCGUAGUGACACCUACACAACAACAGAUUCAAUAACAUCUAAAACAAGUGGCAACGGUGGAAGAAAUCGUUUCUUUAGUCCAGUGGACAUUAAGAAUGGAAAUGGUGAUUACUAUUAUGCAAAUUCAAAUCACUCUUACUCACUUCCACCUCCACCAUCAAUUCCAAUUUCUUCGUCAACAUCGUCACAAGGCCGAUAUAUUCAGCCUAUUCAACCAAUUCAGCCAUUACAAAAUCCAUCAACGAUAUCAUACCAACAUCAGCCGCAUGAUAAUUGCUUUUGUUACGACUGUCAAGAUUAUAGAUUAAAACAAAAUCAGCAUAGCGAAUAUGUAUCAUCAUCAAAUAAUACCUCGGAUUAUAGCUUAUUACAAAAUCAAUUUAAUUUGCCACCACAAAUGAGUGAUAAUAUUGGUCAACGUAUUAAUAAUUAUCUGAUGGAUAGAAAACGUAAUGCCGGUGAUGUAUUUAGCUCGUAUCAUCCAUAUCGACCGAACGGAAAUAUCGUGGAUGAUUUUUAUUAUGUAGAAGUAACUUUAGAGCGUCAAGCUAUGGGAUAUAUGAAUAGCGAUGGAACUCAAGCUAGAGGAACAUUUGGCUUUAGAAUAGUCGGUGGAACUGAGGAGGGCACACAAAUCUGUGUGGGAUAUAUUGUUAAAGAUGGACCAGCUGAUCGCGAUCCACGUAUUCAAACGGGAGACGAAAUCGUCAACAUUAACGGCGUCAAUGUCGAAUGUGCUUCACAUCAUCUUGUGGUUAAAUUAAUGAAUGAUGCAGCACUCCUUGGUCAAGUUACUAUGCUUCUGAGAAAGAGAAAACCGCAAAAUAUGAACACAUUUUAUCGACCACAAAAUUCUUAUGAGAACCAAGUUAUUCCAAAUACAUAUGAUGUUAUCAUCAAUCGACAGGAACACGAGGGUUUCGGUUUUGUGAUUAUUUCAUCGUCUAACCAAUCCUCAGGAUCAACAAUUGGAAAGAUAAUACCAAACAGCCCUGCUGAUAAUGGACAGCUAAAGAUCGGCGAUAGAAUAAUUCGAGUUAAUGAUAUUGACAUCUCAAGCAUGUCACACGGUGAUGUAGUCAAAAUUAUCAAGGAAUCAGGUUUAACAGUUCAAUUAACAGUCAGCAAUUGUACGCAAGCUAGGGCAACGGAUUUCAUCAGUGAAGUAAAUAAUUCGCCAUUUAAUACAAAUAUUAGCUCUAGUAGCAACAAUAACCCACUAAAUACCUUUCCAAUGAUAACAUGAUUAAUGAGAGAUGAUCGAUACCUUGGAUGUUAUUUAAGGACAGCAUGCUUUAAUUGUUUACUAACACGAGAUUCCAUCUUGUUAUAAUAAUUUGUUUUUACCAAAGUACUUAUAGACAUAUCCUCAAUUCGAAUAUCAAAACAAAAAUUUAAAGAAAUUGCCUUAAACUUAUACGAAAUUAGAUUUAAAAAAAAAAUCUCACUUUUUGGAUAUCGCAAAGAAUGAUUGCCAAUAGAUUGUUAAGGAAAUCAACAGUUUUUAGUAUAUGCACACUUUUUUGGUGUUUAAAACAAUUUGUAAAAUUACGAAUAUAGUGCAAAAAGAAAAAAGAAAAUCUAGGAAAUAGAACUCUAUAGAGCCUUAUUAAUAGUUAAUAUUUAAGACUGAAUGACGAGAACGAGUGAGUGAUGAUAAUUAUAUUAUCAUAAAAACAAACCUUUAUGGGGAUGAUUCUUAGACGAUAUUGUUAGGAGGGGAAAUCAAGGCGUGGAUUUAUUCAGGAAAUUCUGUGUGCUUCUGAUUUGGAAAUCUUAAAUGGUUCUUAAUGAUAGUUCUUCGUAAGCUUUGAGUUGCAAAAUCCUUGAGUGAUAUUGAAAUUACAGGAAUGCUUCUAAACCUUAGUCACUCGUAGGAGCAGUGGCUCAAAGUGGCACUUCUAAAUUAGGUACCUAAUAGUAAGACAGGGAAUUCCACUUAAUUUAUGAGAUGCACAUCAAGUUUAAAGGCAUGGACGUUUUUUGGAGAUGUAUUAGACCGCUCCCCAUCCACAUUAAUCAAAAUUUUGCAUGUAAAAAUUUUUGUUUGUUUAAAAUGUUACAAAUUUUUGACCACUGAACCUUAGAAACGAGUAUCCAAAUGACUUUCC